AUGUGGUUCCCCGAGGCCAUACGGUCUCGGAACCACCAGCUGGCGGAGAGACUUGAGCAGAUCGGCGCACGACGUCAUGUUGAAGAGAGCGUAUCUCCCUUUGAAGCUGCCGCGAUCGCCUCAACAGAGAUUGGGGAUCUUACAUCCCUUCAGAGAAUAUUGGACACGAUACUGCGUUUCCGCCCACUGAUCACGGCCAUCCGCAACCGAAAGGCAGAGGCUAUUGCACUCGACCUCGGGCCGGCCCUCGCCGCAGCCGUCUCAACGAAGCGCAAAGAGGUGGUCAAGCUGCUUGUGGAUAAUGGCGCGGGUGCUGGCUUCUCGUCGGUCAACUUGAACCCUUUGGCCAAGGCGAUGGAGCUGGGUGACGACGAGAUGAUCGAGAUCCUUCUUUCUGGGAGGAUCUCCAGCCUCAACAACUUUGCAUUCCAGGACGCAAUCACGAAAGAUAGCCGUUAUCUUGGGACACUCUUGGAGGCGUACAAGGCAAAGUCCCCUGCAAUCCCCGGAGAGUCCGGAUGCCACCUCCUCUUCCACGCCAUCAAGUUCAACAAUAUCCGCGCACUGCGGCUUUUCCUUGCGGCAGGCCUGGAUGCGAACGAUUUCCAAACUGGCUCCAACCUGAGCCCUCUCGGCUAUGCAGCCACGGGCGCUCACAGUCUCGGUGCGAUCCGGGUCCUGACAGAUGUCGGGGCUAACGUGAACAGCAUAGCCGCAGCGCCACACAGGUUCGGGCAGGUCAGCAGCGAUACAAAGGCCACAGCCUGGCCUAGAGAGAUCGCACUCCUCGUCGCCAUCAGGUGCGGGAAAAAGGACGUGGUGACCCUCCCCUUGGAGAGGGGUGCCGACGCCAACCGGGCGGCACGGAUGGGGGUUAAGCGGUUACCCCUACAGGCCGCUUGCGAGCGAGGCAGCUGGGAGAUGGUCCAGAUACUGCUAGAGAAGGGCGCGGAUGUUGAUGCGGCACCUGCCUAG
Messenger RNA from Gaeumannomyces tritici R3-111a-1, 975 nucleotides. RefSeq lists its product as hypothetical. The record is from RefSeq and is a predicted model, not a curated record. Gene Ontology annotation, molecular function: protein binding. The transcript is spliced from 3 exons. Bases 1 to 975 code for a protein of 324 amino acids. NCBI's taxonomy places the organism in Eukaryota, Fungi, Ascomycota, Sordariomycetes, Magnaporthales, Magnaporthaceae.